Molecule: messenger RNA, 666 nt
Organism: Dichomitus squalens LYAD-421 SS1
Lineage: Eukaryota; Fungi; Basidiomycota; Agaricomycetes; Polyporales; Polyporaceae
Exons: 2
Coding region: 1-666 (221 amino acids)
Source: RefSeq, a predicted model, not a curated record
AUGGCGGCCUCUACUUCUAUUCCUCUGAAAUGGAGGCUCAAAGACUACGUUACUUCACAUACUUUUGGCACCAUUGCUGGCAACUCCUCAUCCCCCAACUCCAUUUCGCCAGCUACCCACAGCUUGGGUAGCACCCUCACCAUCCCUGCUAGGGAGUCAUCUCCACCAGAACUCGAUUCUAUCCCAGGAGCUUCGUCCGCAACCACAAUUACCAAUGACAGAGAAUCAUUCAGCCAGCCUCCAGAGCGGUCUGUCUCUCCAAGGUUGCCGUUGCGAUACGAUAAGGAAAGGAUCGCAAGCGCUCUCCGAACCCACUGCUUGAGGGAGAAGGUAGACCGGGGAGUCCAGACGGAGCCUGAAAAUGAAAACCAAGAUAUACACAGAAGCAGUAGCAGCCAUCCGCCAACAUUGUUCGGCUCUGACUCUACUCAGUUUCCACUCAGCAAUGAGAAACUCGCUGAGGUGUGCAACGCAGUAGGCAGGGCCUUUGACAGAAUGGUUGAGAAAUACAACCAGCUGGAGAAGAAGGGGAUGCAACUUCUGACUGAGCCCGCCAACAAGGAGAACACGGCGCCCAUCAAGCCGCUCACUACGCGGAGGCGGGGUCGGUAUGUGACACUAGGAUUGCCACUCAGGAGGUCGCCACGAAUACUGGGGAAAAAGUAA